This is a messenger RNA of Candidula unifasciata, 153 nucleotides long. The record is from the annotation of a GenBank genome assembly. NCBI's taxonomy places the organism in Eukaryota, Metazoa, Mollusca, Gastropoda, Stylommatophora, Geomitridae.
UGGAUUUGGUGUCAACCUAUUCAAAAUCGUCAACGCCAUCUUGGGUUUAUGACUUUCCAGACAGCAACUGUAAUCCAGAUCAGGAGUCGGUUAUCGUUUCCUUGAACAGCACAUUCUAUUUUACCUGGCUCAGACUGCAUGCUAAGGCUGCAG